UAUCAGUCAAAGAAUUGCAUCCAUUUUCGUAACUAUCACGGUUGCCAUGUCCACAGAUUGUUCUGUGAUGCCACAGAAUUAUUGAAUCAUUUUUGGUCACAGAUUAUUUUACACAGAUGAUCGAAUUUCGCCAUUUUCAUAAAAAAAAUUCCGAGAUUUGUUUCGUAUUAGUGGCAUAAUACAUGGUAAAAAGAUUUUAUUAGCUGAUUUCGACGGGCAUCACUUUCAAAUAUUAGUCUGUUUAUUGACGUCAAACAUUUGAAGUGAUGAUUUCACGAACAAAUACUGCAUUUGCGUCUUGCUAUCUCGUGAACACAUGCCAAUCUGGGACUUGGCACUACACAAUCGUCAUAACACCACACAAAGCUAUACUAUAGAUAGCAAAAUGGACAAAUGGUGGAUACAAGUGACCUGUAAUUCGCUGGGUAAUUCCAAGUGAAGUUUGGUGUGCGCAUAAUAAACGAAGCGUUUCUAUUUUCGAACAUCGAUCAAAUAUGUGUUCUAAAGCUCUAAAGAUUACAGUGCUGGUAUCGCUUACUGCACCGUUGUUCGUUAUCGCCGAUGCCAACAAUUAGUGAUGUUUGCCUGACGCUGAUGGCAGCCGAACACAGCAAGUACCCAAUCUAAAGUACAUUCCCAUUCCGCAACACAUCAGUACAGAACCUGCCCCCAAACGAUUCGGAUCAGUGCAAGUCGUAUAUAAGAGCCGCACAUACCGCAGUCUCUCAGUGCAGUGAAUCCAAAGCGAACAUUAUGCAACGCAUGUAAAUAAAAGAACGUGGCAUGAUCAAAACAUCCCCGACUACCAGUGCAUCGUUACUGUGACAUACUGUGCAUUUGAAAGGACGCACCAGCUGAGCCCGCGAGUAUAGUGAGUGACUAAUUGAAGUGAUUUUGAGGCAUAAUUCGCUACGAAGGUUACGAGCAAUCACCGAAGUAAGCGAUUAUAAAUUGUGAUUAUUUCAAAUAAAGGAUGGGUUCAACAACAGAACGAAGCAGGCUGGUCGGUGUCAUCGACGAGGGCACUAGCAUAGCGAGAUUUGCGAUCUUCAGGCUACCGGACUUCAAAGAACUCUGCUCGCACGAGCUCAGUAUUACGCAGAUCGUUCCGCACGAGGGUUGGGCCGAACAGAAUCCGGUUGAGAUUCUGGAAGCCGUACGCUUGUGUGCCGUCGAAGCCUGCCACAAGCUUGAGCAGCUCGGUUACCAGAUAAGAGAUAUCGCAUCGAUCGGUAUCACGAACCAGCGCGAGACUACUGUCGUGUGGGAUAAGCACACCGGAGAACCGCUGUACAAUGCAAUCGUUUGGGACGAUAUCAGGACAAAUUCCACGGUAGAUAAGGUACUGGCGCGCCUUCCUGAGCAAAAUCACAACCACUUCCGAUCGAUAUCGGGUCUACCCAUUUCGCCGUACUUCUCUGCUCUCAAGCUCAACUGGUUGAAGGAAAAUGUGCACGCGGUACGGCGGGCCUGCCGGGAGAAGCGAUGCUACGCCGGAACAAUCGAUACUUGGUUGCUAUGGAACCUAACCGGCGGCAAAGCUGGUGGCGUUUUUGCGACCGACGUCACCAAUGCCUCGCGAACGUUACUGAUGAACAUCGAAACGUUGCACUGGGAUCCGCUGUUGAUCAAAACGUUCUCGCUUCACGUGGAUAUGCUGCCGGAGAUUCGCAGUUCGUCGGAGAUCUACGGCAAAAUUAAGGAUGGAAGUGUACUGGAUGAUAUACCGAUCAGUGCUAUUCUUGGCAAUCAGCAGGCCAGUCUGAUUGGUCAGCGUUGCAUUAGGGAAGGACAGGCGAAGAAUACAUAUCGGAAGGGAUGCUUUCUGCUGUACAAUACGGGAACGAGAUGUGUACAUUCCACUCACGGUCUGGUGACAACAAUAGCUUAUAAAAUGGGACCUAACAAGCCAGCGGUUUAUGCACUUGAGGGUUCGGUUGCCGUAGCUGGCUACGCAAUGAAGUGGCUUAGAGAUAAUAUGGGACUGCUGAAGGACAUUCCAACCGAUUCGGAGCAGAGUGCCGGAAGUGUGGCUUCAACUGGAGAUGUGUACUUCGUACCCGCCUUCACCGGUCUAUAUGCGCCGUACUGGAGAAAAGAUGCAAGAGGUAUUAUCUGCGGGCUCACGAGCUUCACCACCAAACAUCACAUCAUCCGUGCGGCACUAGAGGCUGUCUGCUUUCAGACACGUGAUAUUAUCGAAGCGAUGAAAAAAGACUGUGGCAUCAACCUUACCAAGCUACAUGCGGACGGUAUCAUGACCAACAACACACUGUUGAUGCAGCUACAGGCGGACCUGAGCGGGAUUCCAGUGCUGAAAACCGAAGUCGUUGAUCCGGCUGCCCUUGGUACGGCAAUGGCUGCUGCGCAAGCGAAAGGAAUCGAUCUCUACAAUAUGGAACCUGAAAAUCGAGACCACCAGCUGCAGAUAACGCACGAGACAUUCCUGCCGACCACAACCGAGGAGGAACGAAACGCUCGGUACACCAAGUGGAAAAUGGCCGUCCAGCGAAGUUUGGGUUGGUCCGUUACCAAGAAGAGUGAAGCCAUGACUGACGAACGCUACUCGCUGCUAGCGUCGAUCCCGGCCAGUCUCUUCCUACUGUCUUCCUUCAUGAUGCUGGUGUUCUCACAGUCGCGGCCAAGCUGAUGAAACAAUGGGGGCGUUGGAGUCACAUUUUCAACUGUUAGCCUAGAAUAGCAAUUAUUAUUGUACAUAAGUAGGCCGGCUAUCAGCAAUGGCGAGCAGGCGUUAGGCGGCAUACAUGAUUAAAAAAAGACUUGGUCGGGGUGCUUGAAUUUAUUAGUAUAGUUAUGUUUACUUCGCUUACUGAAUGUUUGUCUGUACAGUUCAAAAGACGCUGAUACUGAUUAUUUUUCUAGUCAGUAUCAAUCAUUUUUUUUAAUUGUGAAAAUAUGUUUAUUUUACAAGAAAACGGAAACAAAUUGUAAUGACGCAUAAACAGCCUUUUUACAAAGUAGAUUUAAGCAUAAAUGUAUAUUGUAUAAUUAGUAUAAUUGGUAAACAGUUUUAAAGCCUUACAUCACUCCGUCAGAGUGAUUAGCUCAUGUUAAUAGAAAACAAUUUUUGCUUUUCGACUAAGAAGUUACGUUUAUAAACUAUUCUAAUGUUCAGCAAAGCUUUAGUGAAAGUGUCAAAACUUAUUUUAGUUUGUUUUAAGAAAACGACGAAUUUUCCGAAGACAUCUUUCUAAUAUAAUGUACUUAAACAUACGUCAAUUGAAAAUUUUACUAAAUUUGUUAUUCUAGGAUUAUCUUAUUAAAUAU
Messenger RNA from Topomyia yanbarensis, 3288 nucleotides. RefSeq names its product glycerol kinase (gene Gk2). Bases 974 to 2650 code for a protein of 558 amino acids. Gene Ontology annotation, molecular function: glycerol kinase activity. The transcript is spliced from 12 exons. Gene Ontology annotation, cellular component: mitochondrion. Gene Ontology annotation, biological process: triglyceride metabolic process; glycerol-3-phosphate biosynthetic process; glycerol metabolic process. The record is from RefSeq and is a predicted model, not a curated record. Lineage: Eukaryota; Metazoa; Arthropoda; Insecta; Diptera; Culicidae.